AAAUUGAAUGAAUCAAUUUUUUAACCUUGCAUUAUCAUUAUCAUCAAACAUUGUCAACAAAAACAUUAUCCAUUAUGACUAAAGCAUAUGAAUUUAAUUGGUGUAGAUCAGUUCCUAGUGAAUUACUUAAUGGUAACACGUUCGACGUCUGGGAGGAAGUUUUUAUAGGAUCAAAGGAAAAAGGAGAAAUAAUCUACGAACAAGAUGCAUUGGUACAGGUCGACAAAUUUGGCUUUUUUAUUUAUUGGAAAUCCGAAGGAAAAGAAGGACAAGUUUUAGAAUUAUGUCAAGUGAAUGACAUUCGUGCCGGUGGAGUUCCAAAGGACAUCAGACUACUAGCUGAAUUACAAAAUCGAUACAAGUAUAAUCUUGAAGAGAUUUCAUUAACAAUCUGCAGUGGAACUGAUAUGGUCAACAUUAACUAUACGCACAUUGUUGGACCAAAUCCAGAAAUAGCAAAAAUUUGGCAAUUAGGAUUACGAUCCAUAACGAAUAAUAAUAAAGCAAAUAAUGUUUGUCCGAUGAUUUGUUUAAAAAAACACUGGAUGAAAUUGGGUUUUCUAAGUGAUUCCAAUGGCGAAAUACCAGUUAAAAGUGUGGCUAAAACUUUUGCAUCGGGCAAAACGGAAAAAUAUGUUUACCAAUGCAUGAAAGAAGUAAAUUUACCAUUUGAAAAGAAUGAUACGAUUCAUCCGGAUGAUUGGACAUUUGAAAAAUUCUAUCAACUUUAUCAUAAAAUUUGUCCUCGAAGUGAUAUUGAAGAAUUGUUCCAUUCAAUAACGCAAGGAAAAUCUAACUACAUCAAUGCAAAACAAUUGAUCGAAUUCCUUAACGAGAGACAACGUGAUCCUCGACUAAAUGAAAUAUUAUAUCCAAUUUAUGAUGAAAAACGAGCCUUAGAAAUUAUGGCCACAUAUGAACAGAAUCCGGACCUAACCAAACAAGGUCUACUCUCUCAAGAUGGCCUAAUUCGUUAUCUAAUGUCAAAUGAGAAUGCGCCCGUAUUCUUAGACAGGCUGGAUGUAUACAUGGAUAUGGACCAAUCAUUAUCACACUAUUAUUGUAAUUCUAGUCAUAACACAUAUUUGACAGGAAGACAAUUUGGUGGGAAAUCAUCAGUAGAAAUGUAUCGACAAGUUUUAUUGGCUGGAUGUCGUUGUGUUGAACUUGAUUGUUGGGAUGGUAAAGGAGAAGAUCAAGAGCCAAUCAUCACUCACGGAAAAGCAAUGUGCACGGAUAUUUUAUUCAAAGAUGUUAUCUAUGCCAUUCGUGAUUGUGCAUUUGUUACUUCACCAUAUCCAGUGAUAUUAUCGUUUGAAAAUCAUUGCAGCAAAAAACAACAAUAUAAAUUGGCUAAAUAUUGUGAUGAAAUAUUGGGCGAUCUAUUGCUGAGAGAACCACUUAUAAACUUUCAUUUAGAACCAAGAAUACCCCUUCCUAGCCCUAAUGAUUUAAAGUAUAAAAUUGUGAUUAAAAAUAAACGACUGAAUCCUGAAGAUGAAAAAGUGGAAUUGGAACUUUGGAAAAAAGGUCAACUAGCACAGGAUGAAGAUGAAGAGAAUGAAGAUCCAUCGGCAAUCUUAACAACUGAAGAUAUCGCUUUAGACAAAAAGUUUAUAUCACAGGAAUAUGCUGAACCUGAACAAAUAGCAAUGGCCAAUUAUCGAUAUACGGGAGCUACGCAACACAUUCAUCCUUAUUUGUCUUCAUUGGUCAAUUAUGCACAGCCCAUUAAAUUUCAAGGAUUCGAUGUAGCUGAAGAAAGAGAAAUUUGUUAUCAUAUGUCUUCGUUUGCGGAAAACACUGCAUUAGGUUACCUCAAAACACAAGCCAUUGAAUUCGUCAACUACAACAAACGACAAUUGAGCAGAAUAUAUCCAAAAGGAACGAGAGCUGAUUCGAGCAAUUUUCUACCACAAGUAUUCUGGAAUGCUGGUUGCCAGAUGGUUGCAUUAAAUUUUCAGACACCCGAUUUACCUAUGCAAUUGAAUCAAGGAAAAUUUGAAUACAAUGGCGGCUGUGGUUAUCUUCUUAAACCGGAUUUUAUGAGAAGAAAAGAUAGAAUAUUCGAUCCGUUUGCUGAAUCACCUGUUGAUGGCGUUAUUGCCGCUCAAUGUUCCGUUAGGGUUAUUAGUGGACAAUUUUUGUCAGAUAAAAAGGUGGGCACCUAUGUUGAAGUCGAUAUGUAUGGAUUACCCACAGAUACAAUUAGAAAAGAAUUCCGUACAAGAAUGUUCCUGCAAAUGGCCUUAAUCCGGUCUAUAAUGAAGAACGUUUUGUAUUUCGCAAAGUUGUUCUCCCCGAUUUGGCUGUUCUACGUAUAGCUGUAUAUGAUGAAAAUGGCAAAAUGCUUGGCCAAAGAAUCUUACCAUUGGAUGGUACAAGCAGGCUAUAGACAUAUAUCGCUUCGGACUGAAGGAAAUUUUCCAAUGUCAUUACCAAUGUUGUUCAUUUGUAUUGAGCUUAAAAUCUACGUACCAGAUGGAUUAGGUGAUCUAAUGGAUGCACUUUCAGAUCCUCGAGCAUUUCUUUCUGCACAAGAAAAACGAAUUGCUCAAAUGAAAGCGAUGGGCAUUGAAGAAACGGAUAUUCAAAAUCUGGCUCUUAUUAAACAACAACGAGAUGAUGAAAUCCGACGAGAAGAAUACAAGAUUGAUAAUAUUACCAUCGAUAUGGUAAAAGAUGAUAAAUUCUAUGUUCGUAUCCUUCGUAAACUUAACAAGGAGAUGGAUAAUUUGAGAAAGAAACACCAGAAAGAACGGACACAAAUUCAAAAGAAUCAAUGUCUAGCUAUUGAAAAACUAAUGAAAACAGCCAAAAGUGUUGAUUGUGAUGAUAUGAGUCAAGAUCCGACCAUGAUGGAAUUAGUUAGACAGCAAAUUAAACAAUGGUCAGAGAUGAUCGAUCGACAUCAUCAAGAAGAAUGGGAAUUAUAUAAAACAAACACAAUAAGUGAAAGUAAAAUAUUGAGAAAAUUAUUUCAACAGCUUCAAAUUUUACAAGUCAAACAUCUAGAAACAUUAUUUGAAAAAGAAAAUAAAGAAAUGAAAGCUAAACAGGCAAAAAUUUCGGUAGAAACGGCAAAAGAAGUGGCCAAUGAUAAAACAUUGAGAAAUAAAGCCGAAAAAGAACGACGAUUAAAGGAGAAAAAUAGUAAUAAUACGAAAAAAUUUAUUGAAGAAAGAAAAGCAGCGGCCGUUCGACAGAAUAAAGAACGAGAAAAAAUAAAAAAGAUUCAUGAAAAACAAUGUCAGGACUUGGAAAAAUUCAUUGAAAAUAGAUUGGAGAUUUACAAGAACGAGCUUCUUGAAUAUGAAUUGGAAAGCAAAAUUCGGUUCUAUGCAUGAAAAAAAAUAUACAAUGUUGCAUAUAUGAAACAAAACAAGAUACAAUAAAAUAAUCAAAGUUUUGAUGGAUCACUGAA
This is a messenger RNA of Dermatophagoides farinae (American house dust mite), 3424 nucleotides long. NCBI's taxonomy places the organism in Eukaryota, Metazoa, Arthropoda, Arachnida, Sarcoptiformes, Pyroglyphidae. The record is from RefSeq and is a predicted model, not a curated record.